Oncorhynchus gorbuscha (pink salmon) is the source of this 1307-nucleotide messenger RNA. Its product is annotated as fas-binding factor 1 homolog. The transcript is spliced from 7 exons. NCBI's taxonomy places the organism in Eukaryota, Metazoa, Chordata, Actinopteri, Salmoniformes, Salmonidae. The record is from RefSeq and is a predicted model, not a curated record. Gene Ontology annotation, cellular component: ciliary transition fiber; centriole; ciliary basal body. Gene Ontology annotation, biological process: establishment of epithelial cell polarity; cilium assembly. Bases 544 to 1128 code for a protein of 194 amino acids.
UCACUGGUAAACAGGGAGUGUACGUUGAAAACAGAGGAACCUGCGGGUAAAAGCACAUGGAUUGGUAUUAUAUGAACUUAAAUUGGGGGAUGGUUAGAUUUACUCUAAAUAUCUAAGUUAGUAUUCAGUCAUUCAACCUGGUCAAUCAGAGGGAGUAUGUUUUGAUUUUCUAGCUAACGUUAGCUACACAGUUAACGUUAAAUGCCUUCAUGAUGAGACAACCGCCUUUCCAUGUCAUUUGAAUGUAGCCUGUGCUGGUGGUAACGUUACAACACCAGGCUGAGUACACACUCAGCAUUAUUUGUCCGUUGUUUCCAAAUGUUUAAAAAGGUAGCUAGUGACCAAAUAUACUAGCUAAGUUUGUGAACGAAUAGCUACAGGCAGUAGCUUCUAGUCGUCUAGCCAAAGCAAAUUUGCAGACUUGUUGGGAUUUCCCUUCGCUGUGGUUACCAUUAGUCACCUUGACGCUUUACGUUAGCUAGCUAGCUAACAUUAGCUAUUACAUUUGCUCAGAUAUAACGCUGAGGCAGUAAGAGAAACAUCAUGGCUAAACAGAAGAAAGGACAGAAGAGUUCAAUUGAUGAUAUGUUAGGAGACCUGUUGGGAGAUGAUGAUUUCCCAGUGAAGGCCAAAGCUCCGGCCCGUGAAGCAGGCAGACUAGGACCUCCUCUACCAUCACGCAGUGGAAAACACUCACUAUUGGGCGACGACUUCUUCAGCAAACUGGCUGAGGAAGCUGAAAAUGAGGACAUAGAUGAUAUGGACGCUGAUCUCUUUGGAUCAAAGAAAAAGCCCAGUACAGCCCCAGCUCAAAGUAAAGGCUCCGGCAUUGGAGGACCUACGAAAAAUCCUCCUAAAUCAGGAAACAAGUUAAAAGGAGGAGGAAUCUCAGAUGAGCUACACAUUGAGGAGAAGAAGCCAAGUUCUGCUCCUGCAUUGACAGCACGUGGCUACAAGAGGUUCAGCUUCACUGGUGAGAUGAUGAUAUUCUUGCCCCAACAACAGACACAAAAGGUACCAAAGCUAACAGUUGGACCCAUGUACAGACCACAAAAUAUCAGGUCAACUGUAAAAUCCAUUGGAGUGGCCCUAAGUGUAGAUUUCUUAACACACCAUAAAGCAUAUUAAUAUCAAAACAGAAUCCCCAGCUCUGGUAUCAUAUCUGUUGUCUACAGACUUUGAUGACCCUUUGGCUGACCUGUUAGAUGAUCUACCCAUAGAAGACAAAAAUGAGCCAAAAAUCAUCAAAAAAGCUCCUCCAGAGAGAUCAGUGCUGCCACCAGACUCUCCUAUCAUAAAGAAAAAAG